This is a messenger RNA of Mercenaria mercenaria, 2944 nucleotides long. RefSeq names its product sodium- and chloride-dependent glycine transporter 1-like. Gene Ontology annotation, cellular component: membrane. Bases 557 to 2671 code for a protein of 704 amino acids. Gene Ontology annotation, biological process: sodium ion transmembrane transport. Lineage: Eukaryota; Metazoa; Mollusca; Bivalvia; Venerida; Veneridae. The transcript has 14 exons. The record is from RefSeq and is a predicted model, not a curated record.
UGUGCUUGACAUUUUCUACUCAUUGUGUAGCCAAAAAUCCUUUUCAACAGGUUUAUUAUUCAGUCGCUUUCAAUAGAUUUUUUUAUGAUAUGAUGAAGAAUUUUCAAGUGACGCCGGAAUUAUGCCACUAUAAGGAGAGACUACUUUACGUGAACUUUACGUAUUACUAUAUCUUUUUCGCCAGUCAGCAAGGAUAACUAUCGAGUCAUAUAUCUAGUUUACAAAAGAUAUUUGAUUUUUUUGUCAUACUUUGAUAGUUACUAUUUCGUGUUUAUCAUAUACAUACUUAUGUUUUAAGUUUACAGUGAAAAAGUACCAUCACCUGCUCAAUAACGCUACGCUUCGUGUACGAGAAGACCGAGAUUUUAAUUAGACAGAUCUUGUCACUGGAAUACAAUAUAAUAUAAUGCAGAGAUAGACCCUAACAUUUUCAAAGAUAGCUAUACAUUAAAUUAAGGCUAGAAAUUGAUGUCGGCGUACACGUCUGUUAUUUUAGUUGUCCUGAAAUAAACACUUACUUUUCGAAUUGCAAUUUACUUAAAAAUCAUUCGUGGCAAUGGCGGAGGAAUUAACAAAGCUUGAUGAUUUUGAGAGAUUUGUAGAGGCGAAAGAAGAAGAUUUAAGAGACGCACUUGUUGAAAACAAUGAGAUGAAAGAAGAUAACUUAGGAGACAUACUUGUUGAAAACUGUGAUAUAAAAGAAGAGAACUUAAGAGACACACUUGUUGAAAACAGUGAGUUGAAAGAAGAAAACUUAAGGGACACACUUGUUGAAAACAGUGAGUUGAAAGAAGAAAACUUAAGGGACACACUUGUAGAAAACAGUGAGUCGAAAGAAGAAAACUUAAGGGACACACUUGUAGAAAACAGUGAUAUAAAAGAAGAAAACUCAAGUGACAAAGUCGCAUGUGAUAAAGCGGAGAGAGAAACAUGGGGUGGUCAAUUCGAGUUUGUGCUUUCUCUUGUAGGAUAUACGGUUGGUCUUGGAAAUAUUUGGCGUUUUCCUUACUUCUGUUUCAGAAAUAGUGGGGGCAUCGCAAUAAUACCGUUCCUAUUAUUUGUGGUGGUUUGCUGCGGGCCACUCUAUUAUAUAGAAGUAUGUCUUGGUCAGUUCUCAGGACAGUCGCCGAUCAACGUUUGGAACAUAUGUCCACUGUUCAAAGGAAUUGGCCUAAACAUGGUUAUAAUUUCAUUCACGUACCUUUGGUACUACGGUAUAGCCUUUGCGUGGGUACUGUAUUUUCUGAUUCAAUCCUUCUACCCGAUACUAGGAUGGUCAUCUUGUAGUAAUAGCUGGAACACGGAUGCAUGUGUCGAUUCAAACAUUAACAUAAGUAAGAAAAUGCACAAUGUGUCAACGAAUACCACACAAGCUAUAUUCAAGACGUCGGGAACAGAAUUUUGGGAAUUGAAUGUGUUGCAUAAAUCGAGCGGCAUUGAAGAAACUGGUUCCCUGCAAAUCCACCUCAUUGGUUGCUUAUUUUUAGGAUGGUUCCUGGUCUUUUUAUGUCUUGCAAGAGGAGUAAAAACUCUCGGCAAGGUCGUGUACGUGACUGCUACAAUGCCAUAUGUGUUACUUACGAUUCUUUGCAUCCGUGGAGCCACACUGGACGGUGCAUGGAUAGGACUACGCCUUUACCUAGUUCCUGAUUUCAGCAAACUAUUCAGCGGACAGCUUUGGAUGGAGGCAGCGGUCAUGAGUUUUUACUCUCUUGGACCUGCAUGGGGCGGGGUUAUUACAAUGGCCAGCUUCAAUAAAUUUCAUCAUAAUGCUCUCAGAGACACUUUAAUUGUUUGUACCGCCGAUGUAUUCACCGGCUUCUUUGGAGGUCUUGUCGUGUUUUCUGUGCUCGGAUUCUUGUCAAAAGAAACCGGAGUUGCCUUAGAAGAUUUGCCGUUUUCAGGUCCCGGUCUUGCAUUUAUCGCGUACCCGGAAGCCCUGAGCCGCCUUCCUCUUCCUCAUGUAUGGUCCGUGCUAUUCUUUCUCACCUUGGUUCUUGUCGGUAUAGACACACAGUUCAGUAUGUUCGAAACUGUGACAAACACUUUUAUAGAUUUAGACCUGAAGAAAUAUGGUAAAUACAGAUUAUUGAUAUCAGCAGUCGUAAUGAUUGUCCUAGCAAUUCUCGGACUUCCUUUGGCAUCUUCUGCUGGAUUUUACAUAUUCAUCCUGGUGGAUUGGUAUAUGGCUUCCUUUAAUCUGGUGUUUAUAUGUUUCAUGGAGUGUUUCGUCAUAUCUUGGAUUUACGGUGCCAACAGAUUCUGUUCAGAUAUAGAAAUGAUGCGCGGCAGUCGUCCUUCACUACUUCUUAGAAUAAUAUGGGUCUUUGUUAUUCCGCUCUUUAUUGGGGGUAUACUGAUGACUACAGUAAGCUCUUACUCCGCUCCGAACAUCGAUGAAGGCGGAUACAAAUACCCGUAUUAUGCACUUGUUAUUGGGAACCUAUUUGCGUUUGGACCAAUGUCUGCAGUUAUUUUGACAGCAGGAUACCAAAUACUUCGGACUAAAGGGUCGAUUAGACAAAGAUUGUCCAAACUAAUAAAGCCAUCAGCUGUUUGGCAGCCACACGACAAGAAAUACGGGCACAUCUUUCAAACACGACCAUUUAGAUACGAAUAUGGAUUCAAGAGAAGAUUUCUGUGUAAUAUUCUAGGCUUGAAAGAAUCGUAGAAUUUUGCCAGACAGCAGUGACAUUCCACUUGAAAAGUUUAGUGUUCGGAAUGUUUUCUAGACUGCGUGCAUGUGUGUUGAAUCGUAGCAAUGAUGUGUGUAAUACCAUUGGUACUGUCUGAUACUUACAAAAUAUAGCGAAAAUAUUUAAUAAGAAAUAGAUGAACAUACGAUUUAAAAUGUGUACUUAUUUAGUCAACAAGAAGAAAAACUAUUGAUAAUCAAACAAUAUAUGAAUAUCCAUUAAUAUAUUAAUAAAUCUGCUUCUAAAUG